Molecule: messenger RNA, 3678 nt
Organism: Thamnophis sirtalis
Lineage: Eukaryota; Metazoa; Chordata; Lepidosauria; Squamata; Natricidae
Source: RefSeq, a predicted model, not a curated record
GUGGCCACGCUUGCAAAUAGCCCCAGAGUCUGAAUUUGGGCUCCUCGUGCCACGGUGAAGCCGAUACGUCGGGAUUCACAGGAACGGAGACUGCUGCACCACAGAAAUUCAGUUUGUGAACCACAAAAAUCCAGAAGCUGCAAAAAUAGAGGAAGGUGGGAUCAUUGCCCUGAAACACAUAUACCCACUGCAUACUUGUGUGAUCACUUGAAAAGCCUACUUCAUAGAUUUGCUUCUUGAAGAACUUCCUCCAGCAUGUGUCUAUAAAUAAAUCAUAUUACAUGCGCAGUUCAUUAAGCCAAAUAAAGUAUUUUUUUUCUCAUUUAAAACUCUGCUAUUCAUGCACACAGUGACCCAAAACAAAUUUGAUAGGUUAUGACUGAAGACAGAUAAGUUCAUUGAAAUACGUUCUAAGCCUAUAAUCAAAAACGUAUUGUAUUGUGCUAAUACUAUACACGCGCACAUAACACAUACACACAUUUUAUUUUUUUAGAUAUACUUAGGACAUGUUAGUGCCUCUGAAGUUGCAUGACAGUGUGAGGGCAUAAAGCUGUUUUCAAAUACUAAAUACCUGACGUGUGAGCAUACAUUUCCUAGUCAAUAAGGGAUCUAUUGUCAAUGUGCAAAGAUUCCAUACGCUUAGAAGAGUGUAGUUAACCUUUUUCUAGUACUACACUUGAAAAGAGUUCUAGAUCAGGGAAGAGGGAAAUCUGCUGUGUACACUUCUAAUCAAGCAGAGACUAAUAUUUAGGAACAUAAGUUCUGCAUCAGUGUGUAUCCACAUAUACAUUGGUGUGUUUGGGUUACAUACUCUCUCCCUUGAUGGAGAAAUCCAAGGCAGAUCUAGAAGUAGCUGGAGACCCUGAAGGUGAAUCCCAUCAGGAUCUUUUGUCUGAUGAACCAGAUGCCCGCCCUACCUGGGGAUCAAAGGCUCAAUAUAUCCUCGCCCAGGUUGGCUUUUCUGUUGGACUCGGCAAUGUCUGGCGUUUCCCCUACUUGUGUCAUCAAAAUGGUGGAGUCACAGAAUCUGAAUGCACGGACAGUUCUCCCACAAUCUAUUUCUGGAACCGAAAGGCCUUGCACAUUACCAACUCCAUAGAGGAGAGUGGGGGUCUUGACCCAGCCCUUGUUGGCUGCCUCUUUGCUGCUUGGAUGCUGGUUUGUCUCGCCAUGAUCAAAGGCAUUAAAUCUUCAGGCAAGGUUCUGUAUUUCAGCUCUCUGUUCCCUUAUGUAGUUCUCUUCUGCUUCCUUGUACGUGCUUUGAUGUUAGAAGGGGCAGCUGAUGGAAUCAAGAUCAUGUUCACCCCUAAGCUGUCCAUUUGGGGAGAUAUGCAGGUCUGGCGUCAGGCAGCCACUCAGGUGUUCUUUGCUCUGGGCCUGGGCUUCGGCACCAUCAUUGCUUACUCCAGCUACAAUCCUCAGCAUAACAACUGCCACAUCGAUGGGUUGCUUGUGUCUGGCAUCAACUUCCUUACCUCGGUGUUGGCCACACUGGUGGUUUUUGCCGUGCUGGGUUUCCGAGCCAAUGUGUUGGCGCACAGCUGUGUUGUAAGAAAUGCAGACCUUUUGACAGAGCUGGUGAAGAAUGGCUCCCUCUCGGCUGUGCUUCCCGCAAACAUGUCUGAAUUUUCACCUGCUCAAUACAGCAGUUGGUAUCAGGAUCAAUGGAAUGAUACAAAGAAGCAGUUGGAGGAGUGGAAACUUGGUGACUGUCGUGUAGAAGAUGAAAUGAAUAAGGGUGUAGAAGGGACAGGCCUGGCCUUCAUCACCUUCACAGAAGCUAUGACCCUGUUUCCAACAGCCCCCUUCUGGUCUAUGCUGUUCUUCUUUAUGUUGCUCAAUUUAGGGCUGAGCACCAUGUUAGGGAACAUGCAAGGAAUCAUCACUCCUUUAUUGGACAACUUCCAAAGUCUCCAGCGUCGGCGGACGCUCUUCACAGCCCUGUGCUGCCUUAUUGGAUUCGUGCUGGGCUUGAUUUUCGUUCAAGGCUCAGGCAACUAUUUUGUGACUAUGUUUGAUGACUAUUCAGCCACUCUGCCCCUGCUUAUCGUUGUAGCCGGCGAAGCUUUUGCCAUAGCCUGGGUCUACGGAGCUGACAGGUUCUUGGAUGACAUAGAAAACAUGCUGGGCUGGCGGCCAUGGAAAAUCUACAGCUACAUGUGGCGCUUUGUGAGUCUGGCAGCAAUGUUGUGCCUGUUGCUAGCGAGUUUGGUACACCUGGUCAUGAAACGCCCCACCUACACCGCCUGGAACAGAGAAAAGGCAGAGGAGGAGCAGCUGGAAUACCCACCAUGGGCCUUGGGCCUUCUCAUUAGCCUGAUCGUUGUGGCUGCUCUACCCAUUCCAGUCAUGUUUCUUAGGCAGCUCUUGCUGGAACGGUUUUCCCAACACAGCCACAGCUCUGGCCAAAUGCCUGUUCCCACCGAAGAAGAAGAUGGGGUGCAAGAAAAAGAAAGUCCAGCUGAUCUUGAGCUCGAUCCCCUAGGCAAUGGUUACUUGCUUGUGCCUGCAGAAGAGGGGCAGGAAUAGAAUGGGUGAUGUACAGGUAGUCCUCGACUUACAACCAUAGUGGAGCCCAGAAUUUUGGUCAUAAGUCAUUGCGAUCAUAAGUUGGGGCACCACAUGACCGAACUUGAUUUUUAUGACCAUUUUACAACCAGUCAUAAAGUGAGUCAGUCACAGUUAUUAAGUGAAUCGGGGACCUUAAAGCAAACCCAGUAUAUAUCCAAUGGGCGUUUUUUGCCAUUUUUUGGUUAGAAAAUGGCAAAAAACGUGGCAGAUUGUAGUCACAUGACCAAAAGCUGCUGCAGGCGGUUAUACAAGCAAGUCAGUUGCCAAGCACCCAAAAUGCAGUCAUGUGACUCUAGUAGAGUGCGGCAGUCAUAACGUAGGGGACGAAUCACAAAUAGCUUUUCUGAAGUCCCUCGUUGCUUUGAGCGGUCGUUAAGCAGCUAUUUUGAAGUGCAUCGUAACUUUGAAUGGCUAUUAAGCGACAGUUGCUAAGCGAGAACUACCUGUAUAGAAUGUGCAAUUCUCCACCUAUUUGCUGCUGCAUUUUCAGCCUUUUAACAGCCUUACUAAGAAAGAAUAUUUCUUUUCGUCUCUAAAAGGAGAGACUCAUUAUAGUGACUUCAGAGACUGACGCCAGGUCCAAGGCUUCUGAAACUAAAUCAUCAUAGCUUUUCCACUGGAAGCUACAAAAUUCUUAAUUUCCGGCUCUCUCAGAGUCAUGCUUGUCCAUACCUAUUCCAUUGAUAAUGGUGGAAUGGGACCUGAGUGGCUAUUGGUAGGCAGGGAAUUCCAAGCAAAGCAUUUAAAAGCAAAAUCAAGUAUUUAAUGCUUAGCGCUUAUUGGUUAAAGCCUGGUUACCCAUUCCUAAAAGUUGAAUGUAUAUGAUCUAUGUGAUCACAGUGUACAGCAUAUUUUUUAAAGUUAAGGUGGGAGUGAGAGGGAGAAAAUAAUUUAAAAUGUAAAUUAGACUGCUUUAAUGCUCUCAUUUAAGCAGUGUAUUUCGCUAGUGCUUCUUUUUAAACCAAGAAGAAAAGCAUGGGGAAAGGGUUUCCAUAAUUCUUUUUUUAGCUCUUAAUGAUAGUCCUACUGUGGGUCAUGUGACUAAGAGGAAACAGGGCUUAGAUCAGUUGGCAACAUUCCAAGCUCUGUCCAACUAUCUCUCCCAAA